AUGCUAGGAGCCUGGAAGCUUAAAAAUCCAGUGGAAGUACAAGAACUAAAUAAGAACCUAUUCCUCUUUCGGUUCUCAACAAGGAGAGAAAUGGAGAACAUCCUGAAGAACGGGCCGUGGAGCUUCGAUAGGAACUUACUUGUACUCAGCAGAAUUACAGGCGAAGAACAACCAUCGGAAUUGAAUAUGCACUACGGUACGUUCUGGAUCCGUGUGUACGAAUUACCUUUACUUCUUAGAUCUGAGGCAAUGGCAAGGAAAUUAGGGGGUAUACUUGGAGAGUUCGAGGAACUCGACACUAAGGAAGUUCAUAGGAAUGGUUGCUUUUUGAGGAUCAAGGUAAACAUUGAUCUAAGGAAGCCACUCAAAAGAGGAACUGUUGUGCGAUUCAAAGAAAAGAACCUAAGAGUACACUUCAAAUACGAACGUUUGCCAACAUUCUGUUUUAUUUGUGGUAAGGUUGGGCACCAGAUCAAAGACUGUGAGGAAGUGGGAGAUCUAAGUGAAGAGGGGUUUGAAGAUAUAGAAGAGCAAGACCUUGCUUUUGGGGCCUGGCUGCGAGCAUCCCCACUGCCGAGAAUCCAAGAAGAGACAAAAAAAAGGGAUACUUCCUCUAGCUCAUGUAGCAAGAACCUAUUUAACAUAUCGUCUAGCCAAAGCAGAUGCGAGACCGUUGGCAAGAACAAAGAAGUUGAAGAAGAAGAGGUGGAGCAGGAACAAGCUAGAAUUCAAAUUGAAGCCAAAGCCAAAACUCCUACAAGCAAGUGUCACCAAGUGGUUCAAUUGAUGGGAAGCAGCAUAAAUCAGAAAGGAAAGGAGACGGGGAAAGCAAUCUUAGAGAUUGAAGCAAUGGUGGAGUCUUUGGGAGCAGUAGACAUUUCUAAUGUUGGGAAAGAUAGUAAGGAGUUAUUGAAGGAAGGCAAAAGCAAGAAAAGCAAGUGGGUUCGACGACAAAAUAUGAGGAAAACGACUACUGCUAAGGCUGUUGCGAAAGAGAUUGAGUGUGGCAAGCGAAAUUUGGUAGAUGUUAUGAUCAUAGAUGGGACGACAGAAUCAUGUGGAAAAGGAGAGAAGAAGUUGAAAGGCCAAGAGAAGGAGGAACUUACAAAGAAUGGACCAGAGGUGGUGUUGGAAAACCAACACCGCCUACAACAAUGA
Molecule: messenger RNA, 1158 nt
Organism: Vicia villosa (hairy vetch)
Lineage: Eukaryota; Viridiplantae; Streptophyta; Magnoliopsida; Fabales; Fabaceae
Exons: 1
Coding region: 1-1158 (385 amino acids)
Molecular function (GO): zinc ion binding; nucleic acid binding
Source: RefSeq, a predicted model, not a curated record